Arachis stenosperma is the source of this 2783-nucleotide messenger RNA. Its product is annotated as LRR receptor-like serine/threonine-protein kinase IOS1. Gene Ontology annotation, molecular function: ATP binding; protein kinase activity; protein binding. The record is from RefSeq and is a predicted model, not a curated record. Gene Ontology annotation, biological process: protein phosphorylation. Bases 11 to 2725 code for a protein of 904 amino acids. The transcript has 13 exons. Lineage: Eukaryota; Viridiplantae; Streptophyta; Magnoliopsida; Fabales; Fabaceae.
UCAAACAAUAAUGGUGAGGAGAAUUUCACCACGUUCACAUAUUGUAUUGCUUCUUCUUCUUACUAUUGUGGCUCUAGUUCAAGCUCAAGAUCAAUCAGGAUUCAUUAGCAUAGAUUGUGGUCUACCUCAAAAUUCCAGCUACACUGAGAAGCACACAAGCAUAUUCUACAUUUCUGAUUCUGGAUUCAUUGACACUGGUGUAAGCAAGAGUGUAUCAGCUGAAUUCAAGAUCAAUCUUCAACAACAACUAAGCAAUUUGAGAAGCUUUCCAAGUGGAAUAAGAAACUGUUACAGAAUAAAUGUGACAAGUGCUACAAAAUACUUAAUCAGAGCUAGUUUCUAUUAUGGAAACUAUGAUGGGACAAAUGUGGCACCAAAAUUUGAUCUUCAUCUUGGUGCUAACUUCAUGGACACAGUGAAAUUCACCAAUGCAUCAGUUACCACAUUCAGUGAGAUCAUUUACACUCCAUUAUUGGACUAUAUUCAUCUUUGUCUAGUUAACACAGGCACAGGGACACCAUUCAUUUCUGCUAUAGAAUUGAGGACUUUGAAGAAUGAUACUUAUGUGACUCAAUCAUGGGAAUCGUUGGCGCGCCUCCGGCGAUUCGACUUAGGUUCCACCACCAACUUACAAUACAGGUACAAGGAUGAUAUUUAUGACAGAAUUUGGGCACCACUAGGCUUUGAUCUAUGGACACAAAUAAGCAGCAAACUCACCAAUGAUGAACUAACUCAGAAUCAUUACCAACCACCAACAAUUGUAAUGAGCACAGCCGCCACGCCAGUAAACGCUAGCGCUUCUUUCGAUUUCUACUGGGAUCCUGAUAAUGUGGAUGAGCAAUACUAUGUGUUCAUGCAUUUUAAUGAAGUUAAGAAGCUAGCACCAAAUGAAACAAGAUCAUUCAAUGUAACACUUAAUGGAAAGUAUUGGGGUGGACCUCUUGUACCUACAUACCAAUCAACAUCCACCAUUUUUAGUCCUUCAGCUUUGGCAGGAGAGUCUAGGUACCUGUUUUCGCUUCUCCGGACAGAGGAUUCGACGCUUCCUCCAAUCAUCAAUGCCAUUGAGGUUUAUACAGUGAAAGAUUUCUCAAGACCAGAAACUUCACAAGAUGAUGUUGAUGCUAUCACAAACAUCAAGAAAGCUUAUGGGGUGGCAAGAAAUUGGGAAGCUGAUCCAUGUGGCCCCACAAAAUACAUUUGGCAAGGUCUAAAUUGUAGUUAUGAUGGCAAUGAUCCCCCAAGAAUCACAUCCUUGGACUUGUCUUCCAGUGGAUUGAAAGGACAGAUAUCAUCUUACAUCUCCAAGCUCACUAUGUUACAAUACUUGGAUUUAUCAAACAAUAACUUAAGUGGAUCAGUACCUGAUUUCCUGACACAACUUCAGUCAUUGAAAGUAUUAAACUUGGGAAACAACAAUCUCACAGGCUUAGUUCCCAAUGGACUCCUUGAUAAAUCAAAGAAAGGUUCACUAUCAUUGAGUGUGGAACACAAUCCAAAUCUAUGUGCAUCAACUUCUUGCAACCAACAAACAGGUGGUGCAAUAAGCAACAAAAAGAAGAAGAAUAACAACAAUCACAUAGUUAUUCCCAUUGCAGCAUCAAUUGCUGGGGUUUUGGUGCUUCUAGCAAUUGUAGCAACAGCUGUUAUCUGUGGACUUAAAAAGAGAAAGCCAAAAGCAGCUGUGAACAUUGAUGAAGAACAAAAUGCUCCAAAUUUUUCACAAAUUGGACCCAACCAAAGACAAUAUACAUUCAAUGAAAUUGUUAAGAUCACCAACAACUUCAAUAGAAUUCUUGGUAGAGGUGGAUUUGGUACAGUUUACCAUGGACUAAUUGGUGAUACUCAAGUAGCUGUCAAGAUGCUUUCACCAUCGGCAGUGCGAGGAUAUGAACAAUUUCUAGCAGAGGUUAAACUUCUGAUGGUAGUACACCAUAGAAAUCUCACUUCUCUUAUUGGUUAUUGCAAUGAUGAAAGCAAUAUAGGACUCAUCUAUGAAUACAUGGCGAAUGGAAACUUAGAAGAACAUCUUUCAGGAAAAAAGAACAAUGCAAAGUUGUUGACAUGGGAAGAUAGACUCCGAAUAUCAGUGGAUGCAGCACAAGGAUUGGAAUAUCUGCAUAGUGGUUGCAAACCACCUAUAAUCCACAGAGAUGUGAAAUGUGCAAACAUUUUAUUAAAUGAAAACUUUGGAGCAAAAUUGGCUGAUUUUGGAUUAUCCAAACCUUUUCCCACUGAAGAAGGCACACACAUUUCAACUGUUGUUGCUGGAACUCCUGGUUAUUUAGAUCCUGAGUAUCGCGAUUCAAACAAGUUGGCAGAGAAGAGUGAUGUUUACAGCUUUGGAGUAGUUCUUUUGAAGAUAAUCACAGGUCAAGCAGCCUAUGUGAAAAUGCAGGACGACGACAGCAAGCCUCACAUAAGUUCUUGGGUUAGUUCCAUGCUUUCCAAUGGAGAGAUAAAGAGCAUUGUUGACUCAAAGUUACAAGAAGAUUUUGACAGUGGCUCUGUGUGGAAAGCUGUUGAAACAGCAAUGGCUUGUGUGGCAUCUAGUUCUAACAAGAGGCCUCACAUGAGUGAUGUUGUGACUGAGCUAAAGGAGUGUUUGGCUGCAGAAUUAGCACGCAAAAGAACUGAUCAUGCCACUGAACAAAGUGAUUCACUUGAGAGUGACUUGGCUUCCAUAAGUGUCACUACAACUGAAUUUAAACCCAUAGCUAGGUAGUUCCUUCAAGAUGCCAUCAAUGUGGUGUUCCCAUUUCUGUUUUCAUUUCAAUCUUGCU